Molecule: messenger RNA, 5229 nt
Organism: Actinia tenebrosa (Australian red waratah sea anemone)
Lineage: Eukaryota; Metazoa; Cnidaria; Anthozoa; Actiniaria; Actiniidae
Product: octopamine receptor beta-2R
Biological process (GO): G protein-coupled receptor signaling pathway
Cellular component (GO): plasma membrane
Molecular function (GO): G protein-coupled receptor activity
Source: RefSeq, a predicted model, not a curated record
GGUUGUUUCAGGGUUUGAUAAAUUUAAACUCCAAAAUAAUCAAUGUUCUUGCAUAAAUUCGCGAUGGACAUAUUCUUAUUCGCAAGCCGAACAAAGCAAUUGCAAUCUUAAUCCGCCUAAAAGCGAUGAUACCUUCAUGAAGUCCAAUGUCCCACCUUCUACCGCCUUAAAACAACACCCACAAAACAUCAGCCAUAUCAUAGUAUCGCCAACACAUCUGAGCCGAUUAGACUUGAGCAAAAUUAUGUGGAAUAUAUAUACACGCCUGGGGGUGUUCAACCUAUAUCGAGGUAGGUAUUGAUCAGUGCUUUGUCUAGUAUCAGUAAAUAAAUAAAUAGGAUUUAGCGGUGGAAUUCCAAAAGUCGUUUCUCAUCCUCUUAUUCCAAAUUUUAGAGGUUGACUUUUGCAGACAUGAGGAAAACGCUCGAAAAACAGCAGAAAAUCAACUCAACAAACAACUCUACUCACGGCGGGACUCGAACGCCGAGAGGCGAGCGUACUUCCCUAAUGCUAAGAUAAUUGAGAUAUGAUGAUUACUCACGAAUAAGUGCGGGGAAACCCCAGGGAAAAAAUAUCGUCGUCGGAAAUUUAAAAAAAAUACACCUAAAAGAUAACGGAAAUCUUCUAAAAAUGCAUGGCUGGGCGAUUUUUAACCCCACAAAUGUAUUCCAUGUGUUGAAAAAAUGUAAUGUCUGAGUUUGGAAGAGCUAAGCGAGACGAAAGGGGGAGCGUCUUCCUCCGCUACACUACGCUGACCUUGAUUCCUAAGACAGCAUUUAAUAAAGGUUGAUCGGUUUAUAGGUAGUCGAAUUGUCAGAAAAAUCCUUCUUUGAGGAUAUUGCAAUCUUAUAAUUUAGUUCAUAGCAAUAAAAGAAAGUUAAAUUAGGAAAAUAGCUGAAAUGAUCUGAGUUGGGGGCAGGUGUUAGCCGACCUUGAUCAUCUCGUAUCGGCGAGGAAAAAGACUCAUUAUAUCGUAUGAAUAAAAGUAUUAUGUUUACUGAGCGAAAAUACAGUACGUCCUGUAAUAAAAAGGAUGUUGAUUCGGAUUGGAAAUCAUUACUAGUUUUGAUCAAAGAUUUAUACUGAAUCAUAGAAUCCUCGGAGGGAGAGCUGUAGUCAUAUUGUCAUAUUUUGAUCUUCAGUUUGUCAAAAUUUAAUAAAUUAAUUGCAAUGAUGACCCACAUCAAACAGGGGAAUUUGAAUCAUUCAGAAAUAAUGAGAAAAUCAUUUAAAAACUAACAAACAAAUACCUGACAAAUUAAAAAUCAAAUUCAAAACGUCUAAAGCAAUCAUGGCGGAGUGUUUUUCACCAUAAUCAGUUUGUUAUAUUAUAACUCCAACUUUUCUUCAUUAAAAGCUUAAUAAUCCCAGGCUGUUAGGAAAGGAAGUAUGGAUUCUGUUUCUUGACAAAUUGAGGUUGAUUAUUCUUAAUAAGCUAUACAGAUAGUCAGAAUAGCAAUUAUCUUUUAUCUAUCUGUCUGGUACCUAAAUCUGAAAUCCUUUAUUGGAUUGGAAUCUCGUUUACUGCCCAUAAAAAACGUAUAAAAACGACGAACUCGUCUGUCACGUAUUCAUCUAUAGAACUAGUUGUACUAUUCGGAACUCAAUCGUAUACUUCCGAAUAGAAAAGUUUUUAACGUUGAAAAGCUCUUAGUUUAGGCAGGAUUUUAUAACGUCCUGUCCAAGCUUGUGAAACUCGUGAACAAUUUUAGAGGCGACAAGAGACGCCUACUUUAAAAUAUUUUCGGACGAAACGAGGUUUGCUUUCACAAAACGAGAUAAUUCAAUAAAAAUCGGAAUUAAAAAAAAAAAAAAAAAAAAAGGAUUCGCAAACGAAUUGUGUUUAUCUACCGAGGGUAUAUAUGUUGAUAUAAAUGGGCGGUGAUUUGUUGCGGACACACGCAUCAUGAUGACACAGUGACAGGAAGUGCUGCCCGACACCAAAUGACUUAUCUAUGCAGCUAAAAUACCCAUAUCCAUUGGCUUAACGUACAACAAUGUAAUAUCCACUAAUCCACUGAUUUGUUUGCUUAGGCUUUUAUAGCGAACAAUGAAAAUGAAACUGAGAGUUAUAAGUCAAGAUCACGAACUUCAUAGAAUCGAACUCUCUCCGAUUGGAACAACACCAGAGAUCACUGAGCGCUGAACGUCUUACUAAAUCGGCUGUAGAAAAAUAGUUGACAUGAGUUGAUGUACGUCGAUCUGAACUCAAAUAAUUAGCAGCGCUUAAAGUUUUGUUGUUAACUCUACAAUAUUGGUCGUCAUUAAGAACCAUAGUGGAGAGGCGGUCUCGUCACGACUAAAUCAAAAAUUGAAUCACCUAUUCCUACGAAGGGAAGUCAAGGAAAACACUUCCGCUGUGUCGCUCAAAGAUCUGAAAAUUCUUCGACAGAGAACUGAGAGACUUGUACGAUAUUCAUUCACAGAAAAGAAGAGAUACUUCUGGAGGUAUUUUUGGGAUCAACAUUCGUGUGGAUUACUAAAGCGAACCGAGUGGCAAAGCAAUUUGGAAAAUUUGUCGAGGUAAAAUAUCUAAAUAUCAAAACUAAUUGUUCCUGACAGAAAAAUACUCGAGGCGACUAGAAUUGAAGCAGCUAAUAAAGCGAAAUCUGGAUGUGAACAAGAAGGAUGUGAACAAGAACAAUUCUGAGAAACGUCGUCAUGGGAUUUGGCUAAGAGCCUUUAAAAACGAGGACGAGGUCAGUAACUAGACGUUCGUUAAAAAUAAGUUUAAACGACGUUGAAAUCAAGGAGAGACAAGAGAGAGGUUUCAACGCAUAAAAUAGAUUUAGAAUCCAAGUUUCAAGUAUCAAGAAACUAAGGCUGUUUAUGCGGGAAGUCAAUCAUCUUGGAAAACUGCAGUUUAGUUAAGAAUACAAAACAGUAGUGUAUCUGCAGAUCACUUAAGAGCAGUAUUGUGUUUUUAUUUUAAACAAGUUGUUUUGGUUCUAAUACAACGCAAUACCGACGAUAAAACGAGGGGCAGUCUUUGAUCUUGGCGAUUUUGAGAGGGAAUUACAUUGAAAAAGAAGAAUAUAAGCUCACGAAGAAAUCUAAACGCUGAAGACGUUGGAUUAGCGGCUAGAGAAAGAAGCCGAACCCAAAUAGAACUUUUCUUCUGAAAGAUAGACUGAAAGUUAUGAUGGAUUUUGAAGACGUGACUUCAAAAACAAUGAAUCGCUCGAACGAGAAUCUUACCACGACCAGUCAUGGACAGGGCUCGGGAGUAUUGCUCAACGAGCAAGAGUUAAAAGUGUUCCAAGCGACUAUGAGUAUUCUAUGUGUGUUAAUUGUUGCAACAAACGUCUUGGUUUGUUUACUUGUGUACAUCAACAAGAAUAUCAGGUCUUUUACUAAUGGUUUCGUGGUAUCGUUAGCGAUAUCCGACAUUAUGAUGGGUGCUAUUUUCUUUCCCGUUCACUUAGCUGUGCCUGACUUUUCUGGAAUAGGAUACAUGACAGCGAUAUCRCUUCUCCUUGGAGUAUCUAACGUCUGCUGUGUGACGUAUGAUAGGUAUCUGUCAAUCUCCUCACCGCUGACCUAUACCAUGGAUAUACAGCAGUUGUUCAAGAGAAUGAUCAUCGCGUGUUGGUCAGUACCAAUAUUGUUCUCACUCAUUCCAGUGAUUUGGGAUAAUAAUAGCUAUCUUAUAGCCCAUAAGGUGUAUAUCUUCAUCCUUGAGAUCGGUGGCGUCAUCAUUCCUUAUGCAUUCGUGUUUGCCGUGUAUUUUUACAUCUUCAAGCAGGUCCAAAAAUGCACCAACCGCCUACAGACCGAGCUUUCCGACCAACAAACCGUUCAAACCAAGAAAAAGAGGCUUUUUUUCGAGCUGAAGGUCGCCCGAGUCUUCAUCACUAUCGCUAGUGUCUUUCUACUAUGCUGGGCACCACUCCUCUAUAUCACCACCGCGGUCACACUCGGCCGUUCUGACCUGGUACCAGAAGUUCUAACCGUGAUUGCAUUCUACAUGUUAGCGCUUGAAUCAUUGAUCAAUCCUUUGAUCUAUUGCUUUCUGAAGCCUGAUAUACAAUCGGCUAUUCGAAGAACGAUCAGAAAAACAUGGCGUAGAGAUGUGACCAUUAGAUUUCACUCCAAAGCGGCUGAAAGUGCAGGAAUCAUUAUCGGGACCUCCAACACGAAUCUACGGAAUUGCCACAAUAGUAAUGAACACAUCAGCGCUAUUUGACUAUUACUAUAUCUUAUUCAUAGUAGAUACUGCACGAGUGGGAAACGUAGAACUCCGUGACGCUUAAAUGGCUUUUGGCACCACCGUGAUUGGAUGGUAUGUAUUUUCCUGCUCUUUGAUUGGUUGAAUUGUGAAGCCAUUUUAGAGUCACAUUAUAGAAUGCGCUUUCGACUUAAAAAAUUCUGCUAUGUAUAUGUAUAUAAAUAGAUUGUGAUUACGGUACGAAGGGGUUAGGGGUUGGGGAUAUAGAAAGCGGAGGGGGGUACGGUGGGGGGCAAAAAUGGGACGAAGAUGGAUGGAAAAGUUUUUUUUGAAAGGGAGCUCGAGCUAAAAAUGUAUAUAUUGUUUGAAUACAAGUAUAUCCGUAUAUUAGUCAUCCUCAUACGUUACUUUCGGGAAGAACGAAGCAGUAAAGACACGAUUCAUAGUAUUAUAACAACCUCUUAAAAAGUUAAAUCGACCUCGUUAAAGUUAAAAGUUAAACCUUCCAAAGCGACCAUUUCUCAGCGACAAUACCCAUUCAAAAUCUACCUACACUUUAAUGUGAGAUGUGAAAUGUGUACUUGUGGGCAUACAGCUUGGCAAUGAAUAAUAUAAAGAAACUUUCAAACAUUUUUAUUGAAUAUUUCGACUGCAAUGAGAAUUAGAGACAUCAUCUUAAAAUCGAAUUUUCAAUUCCACUUGCAAAUGAUGGCUGUAGUAUUAAAGUCAAAAUAUCCAGUAAAUGCUUCAAAGUCUUGUCAUAUUAUUCAUUACCUACGCUCUAGAAUAAAUCAUGUUCACUUAAUCUAAUCUCUAAUCCAAAUCGAUACUUCCUCUUUCGCUAAAUGUAUAUACUCAGCAGGGGUGGGGUGGGAUGAACGACUCUCGUAAGAUAUUAUUGAAAUAUUAGAAAUACUAAUCGUUAUCUUCAUUCAGUAAUAACACAGAAUAUAUAUGUAGUGUAAAUAUUGUAGGAUAUUAACAACAGGAAACACUUGGAAGCAGUAAGAGCGAUUUUACUGAGAAAAAAAUUAAGAAAUUUAUGGGGAAAAAAAGAACAU